Molecule: messenger RNA, 962 nt
Organism: Morus notabilis
Lineage: Eukaryota; Viridiplantae; Streptophyta; Magnoliopsida; Rosales; Moraceae
Product: membrane-anchored ubiquitin-fold protein 3
Exons: 5
Coding region: 358-717 (119 amino acids)
Molecular function (GO): protein binding
Source: RefSeq, a predicted model, not a curated record
UGUCUACUCUGGCUUUCAGCGCGCUCGAUCUUACCGCCACAGAAUCCGAAAAUUCUAAUCGCCAUUGACAUAUUCCUCCGACCUCUGACCUAAUCUCACAUUCUCAUGGAUUCUUGAUCAGAGUUAUCGGUACGAGCUGAAACAAUUUGGUCAUAUGAGUUUCUUGGUUUGUUCAAUUGAGUCUCAAAUCGUUAAGUCAGAUGUACCAGCUAUCGCAUGUUUCUUCCCAGAAAGAUAUCUUUGGCAGAUUCCAAGAGGGUCGUUGGACAAGAUCGAGUGCUUUGAUUAGAAGAUUAGAAGUGCUGUUUUUCGUGUUAGUUGGAUUUCAAAGUUUGCAAAAGGAGGACAAGGAUCAUCAUGGCCGAAAAAGAGGAACUUAUUGAGCUUAGGUUCCGCAUUUUUGAUGGAACAGAUAUAGGCCAUAGUACUUAUGCCCCGUCUACAACAAUUGCAUCUCUUAAGCAAAGACUUGUAGCCGAGUGGCCUCAAGGCAAAACAAUCGUACCAAAGUCAGUAAAUGAUGUAAAACUCAUACAUGCUGGUAGAGUUUUAGAGAACAGGAAGACACUCGCUGACUUUAAAAUAACAUUUGGUAACCCAGCUGGUGAAGUCAUUACCAUGCACGUUGUUGUACAGCCUACAAUAACUAAAAAGAAGACAGGUAAAAACCAGGACGAGAUGCAAAAGAUGAAUUCAUGUUCAUGUACAAUCCUUUAAUAUUUUCUGGCUGUUAUUGCCAACAGACUGCAAUUUUUUCGAAACUGUACCACCAUUGUGGUUUUCCCUCAUGAUGCAACGGCAACAAUAAUGAUCUAAGCGCCGGCUCUAUUCACAUGUUAGUCGCUUUACUGUUACUCAAUUCAUUCAUGUUUAGUUUCUCCUGUAUGUUGGCUGUGUUCUGUAGAAGCUAGCAGAAUUCUCUUACCUUUAGUUUGAUAGUGUGAGAGAGCUUAUUUGAUUCU